Messenger RNA from Macrobrachium nipponense, 2097 nucleotides. RefSeq names its product alkaline phosphatase-like. The coding region runs from base 155 to 1726 and encodes 523 amino acids. The transcript has 12 exons. Gene Ontology annotation, biological process: dephosphorylation. Lineage: Eukaryota; Metazoa; Arthropoda; Malacostraca; Decapoda; Palaemonidae. The record is from RefSeq and is a predicted model, not a curated record. Gene Ontology annotation, molecular function: alkaline phosphatase activity.
GCCGAGAUCAGUCCAACAACAACUACCGUUCAGGGAAGACUGUGGUACCGAGAGCGUUUUUUGGGGAUCACUGAGAGGCACGACGACGGAGCUCUUUUCCAGAUAAUAUAAGACCAGUCAGUUAUUCACUAAAUGCAAAAGUGAAUAAGGAAAAAUGGCUCGACUUAUGACAGUUUUCAGCGCAGUUUCACUGAUUCUCCAGCUCUUGCUGGGAUCUACUGCUCAAGUAUUUCCUGUGCCUAGAAUUGAAGACUCAGAGUUCUGGCACGCUCAAGCCGCUGAAGAAAUCCAAAAUGCCAUGGCUACUGCUACUUCAUACAACUGGGGUGUAGCAAAAAAUAUUGUUCUCUUUGUGGGAGAUGGAAUGGGCAUCACACCAUCAGUUGCAGGAAGAAUAUACAAAGGACAAAAAAGAUAUGGAAAUUCAGGAGAAGAAGAGUAUUUGAGCUGGGAAAAAUUUCCACAUAUGUCUCUUGUAAAAGUAUAUAAUGCAGAUAGACAGGUGCCUGAUAGUGCAGCAACUGCAACAGCAUACCUAAGUGGAACAAAAGGAAACUUUUACACAGUUGGGCUUGACAGCAGUGUUUCGAUGAACCAGUGCUUAAAAUCCCUUAAUCCUAAGGCAUGGCAAAAAUCUGUAUUAAGCUGGGCACAAGAUGAUGGUAAAGACACUGGCUUUAUUACAACUACUACUGUGACACAUGCAACACCAGCUGCCUUAUAUGCUCACAGCCCAAACCGAGAUUGGGAAUGUGAUUCCCGUCUAGGACCAGAGGGACAUGGUUGUAGAGAUAUAGCUCGGCAGCUAGUAGAAGAUUUACCAGGGAAAAACAUCAAGGUUAUAAUGGGUGGUGGACGGCUACCAAUGGGAGCUGUUUCAGGUAUUAAAGAUCCACAGACAUGCACAAGAAAAGAUAGCCGCAACCUGGCAAAGGAAUGGAUUUCAAGCAAAAUAGUUCAUGGGCGGAAGGUCAGCUAUGUACAAAAUGAACAAGAGCUCCUAAGUGUUGAUGCAACAAAAACUGAUUACUUACUAGGUUUAUUCGCAAAUGCUCAUAUGUCUUAUGAAACUGACCGUAAAAGAGGAAUGCAAGGAGAGCCCAGUUUGGCUAACAUGACUUCAACUGCUAUUAAAAUACUUUCCAAAAAUAAGCACAGAGGAUUCUUUCUGAUGGUUGAAGGUGGGAGAAUAGACCAUGCCCUGCACAAUACACAGCCUGCAAAAGCUCUUGAAGAUAUAUUAGCUUUUGAUGAUGCAGUUACUACAGCACUUUCCCUUGUAGAUCUCAAAGAAACGCUCUUCAUAGUAACAUCAGAUCACUCUCACGUGAUGACCAUAAAUGGAUAUCCAACAAGAGGGAAUAACAUUCUUGGUGUAGCUGACAUAUCAACAGUAGACCACCUUCCUUAUACUACACUAAUGUUCACUAAUGGACCUUCAUAUGAUCAUUACUGGAAUGGAACUCAUGUGACAAGACCUGAUAUUAGCAACGUGGAUACAUUACAUAAGGAGUAUACACCAAUUGUAGCUGUUCCGAACGCAUUAGAAUCUCACAGUGGGGAUGAUGUGGCUACAUAUGCUCAAGGUCCAAUGGCUCAUCUGUUUCACACACUACAUGAACAAACUUAUAUUGCUCAUGUAAUGGGAUUUGCUGCCUGUAUAGGCCCCUACAAGAUCAACUGUACUCGACCAGAAGUUCACCUUUCCCGAAUAUUAAGACGAUGAUCAAUUAUAAAGUAAUGCAAUCUGUUACCCUCACUACAUAUUGAGACAGAUGAGAACUCUACCUAAAACUUGUACUAUAAUAUCUGGAAUGUAGAAUAUAGUAUAAUUCUCUAUUGUUUCAGUAGGCAUCCUCCAAAACCUACUGGUGACAUGAGAAAUUGUAGAUAGCUAUAAACCAUUCAUGAACACCACAUGCAACAUGAUUUUUAUGUAAAUAAAUACAUACAGUAUAUGGCAUACACUAAUGUUAAACUGAUAAUUAUACAACUGAUAAAAAAACAUUUUACAUUCAUACAGUAGUAUACAGUAUGUUUCACUCUUUCUCUCUCUCUCUCUCUCUCUCUCUCUCUCUCUCUCUCUCUCUCUCUCUC